UCACAGCGGCCGGGCUCGGGGUUCGGCUGGCGGCGGGGACCAGGCGGCCAUGGCGAUGCUGCAGCUGCUGCUGCUGCUGGUGGUGGCGGCCAUCCAGGGGGGGCACUGCAACCCAGGCCCGCACUCGCUGCGCUAUUUCUACACGGCGGUGUCGGAGCCCGGCCCGGGGCUGCCCCAGUUCAUCACAGUCGGGUACGUGGACGAUCAGCUCUUCGGUCAGUACAACAGCGAGCGGCGGAGCGCGGAGCCACGCGCGGAGUGGGCGAAGCGGAACCUGGACGCGCAGUACUGGGAGCGGAACACACAGAUCUUCCAGGGCGCGCAGCCCGUGUUCCGAGCGAACCUGGACACCGCGCGCCAGCGCUACAACCAGAGCGGGGGGUUUCACACUUUCCAACUGAAGUACGGCUGUGAGCUCCGGGCUGACGGCUCCAAAGGGGGGUUUUACCAGUACGCCUACGACGGGGGAGACUUCAUCAGCCUGGAUAAGGACAAGGAGACCUGGGUGGCGGCGGAUGACGCGGCUCGGAUCACCAAAGGGAAAUGGGAUGCUGACAGGAGCUACACUCAGAGACAGAAAGCUUACCUGGAGGAGACCUGCAUCGAGUGGCUGGGGAAGUACGUGCAGUACGGGAAGGAGACGCUGCAGAGGAGAGAGCCACCGCGGGUGCAGGUGAGCGACCGGCCGAGCCGGGACGGGCUCACCACCCUCUCUUGCCGGGUCCACGGCUUCUACCCACAGAACGUGGCCGUUGUGUGGCUGAAGAAGGGGAUGGCCGUGCCGCAGGAGACGAUCCAGUGGGGGGUCGUUCCUAGUGGUGAUGGGACCUACCAGACCCGGGCCACCAUCGAGAUCGACCCCAGCAGUGAGACCAAUUAUACCUGCUGCGUGGAGCACCCCACCCUGGCGCAGGAUCUGAGAGUGCCCUGGGUGCCCAAGUCCAAUGUGAUGCUGAUCGUGGGUGUCGUCAUCGGGGUUCUCGUGCUGGUCGCUGCCAUUGCUGGAGCCGUUGUCUUCCUCAAGAAGAAGAAAGACGGCUACAAAGCGGCUCCAGCUCACGAAGGCUCUGCCAGCUCCGGAAGCAACCAGGGAUCAGACACCUGUAUCAAGGCGUAACGGAGCCCGUCGGCCCCUGUGCAGCUGGCUGGGGGGAUCCCAGACACAAGGAGAGACCGGAGCAGAUCAGGCUCCUGGGAAUGCAACAGCUCAUCAGCACCUUCCACAUCCUGCUUAAAGCCUUUGCCUUGAUUGUACCCGAGCUAAAUGCCCAGCUGUGAGACAGCAACUGCAACAUUCUCUUUAGAAUUGAAACCUCCCCGGCUGCAGACUGUCAGGGAUGGUCGGGGUCGCUUAUUGUUUGAUUUCUGCAGAACUGUCGUGUUUUAAAACUUAAAUCUAUGGGGAUCUUUUUUUGUAUAGAAAAAUAACCAGGGUGGCUGGACUGAAUUGUUAGCGUAAGGCUGGACCCAGCACACACUGUUCUGUCUGCUGUGAUUGUUACAGACCCAGAUUUCAGUUUCUGCUGUGAUUAAGGGAUUAAGAUGUUGUUCUUUUUGCUGCUGGAGCUUCCUGUGUAAUGGGCUAAAUCCUGCUGUCAGGGCACUGGUCACCCCAGUGUCAGGCCUUGUCUACAUUGCGAUUUGCACCGGUGCAACUACAGAGGUGUGAGUUUGAAGUGCCCUAGUUAAAUCCCUGUGUGGACACUUAGUCUGGUGUAAGACAAGGCUUCUUUUGAUUUAAACUGAUUCCCAAGUGACCUAAGCGACACCAGAAAAAGCCACUUCUUCUCCCAGGAUCAGUGUCCCCAGCUGAUCUGGUGCACGUUUGUGUGUAGACAAAGCCUAAGCUGGCGCCAACUCUGCUCCCAAAUGGGUUGAUUUUGUGUGUGAUGGAUGUAUGUAAUUUUUUUUUCUUGCUUAAGAUUUUAAAACCAGUUUUAAAUAGUAACGUUCUAUCUCUUGGCAAUUUUCAGCUGGACACAAUAAAUGUAGGUUUGGGGUUUUAA
This is a messenger RNA of Gopherus flavomarginatus (Mexican gopher tortoise), 2006 nucleotides long. RefSeq names its product H-2 class I histocompatibility antigen, Q9 alpha chain-like. The record is from RefSeq and is a predicted model, not a curated record. Gene Ontology annotation, cellular component: external side of plasma membrane. Gene Ontology annotation, biological process: immune response. Lineage: Eukaryota; Metazoa; Chordata; Testudines; Testudinidae. Bases 50 to 1117 code for a protein of 355 amino acids. The transcript has 9 exons.